AUGGACGAGCGGGAAGAAGAGAAAGUAUUCAUUUAGCAAUUGCAAAAAUUUUGGGAACAGAGAGGUGUAUCGGUCAAAAUACCUCAAAUUGGUGGGCGAGAACUGGAAGUUUUCAAGCUAUACAAAGCAGUCACAAAAAGAGGAGGCCUUAAAAGUUGUAUCAGCAAAUAAAUUAUGGAAAGAAAUUGUAGAUCAAUUCUCGUUUCCAGCCACAUAAAUCAUUAUUAGAAAUUGCUUUUGGCAUAUGAAUAAAUAAUAGCUCUUCUUUGGUAAAAGAGGAUGGGCUAUAUAUAUGAUGAAGAAAUGAGUUCCAAUAGAAAAAAAACGAAAAUAGGAUAUGAGGAAGAAAAUCAAUAGGCUGGCUAUGUGUAAUAUUACUAUCUAUUUCAAAGUGCAGAAGCUGAAGACAGACAACACUAAAUGGAAUUCAGUGGAUAACCUCUAAGUGCUCUUUUGAAUUUAAACUAUGCCAAGGUGGAAAAGGCAGAGACCAUAUUUUUCAUUAAGAAAUCUAAAAUACAAGCAUAAGCCAGUGAAGUCAAAAAGAAUUAUCCUUGCUUUUGA
Paramecium tetraurelia is the source of this 564-nucleotide messenger RNA. RefSeq lists its product as uncharacterized. The record is from RefSeq and is a predicted model, not a curated record. Gene Ontology annotation, biological process: regulation of transcription by RNA polymerase II. Lineage: Eukaryota; Ciliophora; Oligohymenophorea; Peniculida; Parameciidae. Gene Ontology annotation, cellular component: nucleus. The transcript is spliced from 3 exons. Gene Ontology annotation, molecular function: DNA binding.